UCCAUGACUGGAGCAACAUCGUUCUAGGUGUGCGCAUUUUCAUUCCGUUUUAUCGUCCCGAGCGUUAAUAGCGCCAAUCCUCGCGCUGCCCUCCUAGUGUAGAACAUAUUCGGCUCACAAGUGAAACACGUGUUUUGGAGUUCAUCAACGAUAGCCUAGAGAAACUGAUUUUUUGAAACGGUUCUCGAGUGAAACUACAACAGCGACGGCGCCAAGAUGACUGCGGAGAAAGCUUGCAACUCACCAGGAUCGCUCAAACCGGACAGGAAAAUCGUUAAACUCUAUCUAGCAGCCAUUGGGGCAAACAUCAUCUCGCUGUCGCUAGGAACGGCGAUCGGAUGGUUGUCACCCUUCUUGCCGCUACUCAUCUCUCACGAAUCACCGUUGGAGCACGGCCCGGUAACAGAUGUACAGGCCACCUGGAUUGCGUCACUGCUGUGUAUUGGUGCGUUCUUUGGAACGUUCCUGUUCGGUUGGAGUGCCGAAAAAUUUGGUCGAAAAAUGUCGCUACUAGCGACGGCCGUACCCUUGGUAGGGUUCUGGGCUUGCGUUGCCUUUGGGACCUCCGUGGAGCUAUUGUACGCGGCCCGUCUGCUAGCCGGCCUCGGCGCUGCCGGGGUGUUUCUGCUGGUGCCGAUGUACAUCACGGAAAUUGCGGAAGACAGGAUUCGCGGAACGUUGGGUUCGUUCUUCAUUCUUUUCCUUAACAUCGGAACACUGGUAUCGUUUGUGAUGGGCAGCUAUCUCUCGUACCAUCUUACCGCGUACAUACUCUGUACACUGCCCAUCGCAUACCUGGUCGUGUUCUUUCAAUUCCCCGAAACACCACAGUACCUGAUACGAUGCAAUCGCGUUAGAGAUGCCGAAUGUUCGCUCAAGUAUCUCCGUGGCUACACUUCUACCCCGGAUCACCUGGAAAUGUUGCGCACGGAAAUGGAUGGGCUGCUGCAGAUGCAGGUGACCGUUGAAAAAAGUGCCGAUGGAACUACGGAGCAAGGCGGCAUUUCGCUGGCCGAUUUUGCCUCUCCCUCGGCUCGUAAAGCUCUGCUGAUCGGAUUGGUACUAGUGUCGCUGAAUCAGCUGUCCGGAUGCUUUGCGCUGAUUAACUAUACGGCGCAAAUUUUUGCCGAUGCUGGGUCCGACCUUGACCCGAACAUGGCCGCUAUUAUAGUGGGCGCAAUUCAGAUUAUUGGUUCGUAUGGAUCCACCAUCGUCGUUGAUCGCUGCCAAAGAAAGCAUGUUUACAUCGUUACGAGCUUCCUGGCGGCCAUCGGACUGUUUGCAAUGGGGACGCACGGAUACUUGAAAAGCCAGCGCAUCGAUGUAAGCGCCAUCAACUGGAUCCCGGUGGCUAGCCUUUCGUUUGUCAUUUUUAUCGCUUCCGUUGGUUUGCUACCGUUAACGUUCGUCAUACUUUCGGAGAUUCUUCCCCCCAAGGUGCGCAGCCUAGGAGGUUCGCUAUGUACCGCCUUUUUGUGGACAAUCAGCUUCCUGGUGGUAAAAUACUACCCCGUUAUGGUAGAGCUUGUAGGUUUGCACGGUUGCAUGUGGAUGUUUAGUGCCGUGUGCCUUUCGGCGGGUCUGUUCAACGCUAUCGUCAUACCGGAGACGCGUGGCCGUAGCAUAGAACAGAUUAUACAUGCUAUGGAAAAUGACAUUAAGAGCUAACUUUUCGGAGUUCCAGAGCAGC
Messenger RNA from Anopheles aquasalis, 1690 nucleotides. Its product is annotated as facilitated trehalose transporter Tret1-like. Gene Ontology annotation, cellular component: membrane. Gene Ontology annotation, biological process: transmembrane transport; carbohydrate transport. Gene Ontology annotation, molecular function: sugar transmembrane transporter activity. The record is from RefSeq and is a predicted model, not a curated record. Lineage: Eukaryota; Metazoa; Arthropoda; Insecta; Diptera; Culicidae.